Messenger RNA from Triplophysa rosa, 1722 nucleotides. It is a transcript of the gene isca1, whose product is annotated as iron-sulfur cluster assembly 1. The transcript is spliced from 4 exons. The record is from RefSeq and is a predicted model, not a curated record. Gene Ontology annotation, molecular function: 2 iron, 2 sulfur cluster binding. Bases 176 to 565 code for a protein of 129 amino acids. Lineage: Eukaryota; Metazoa; Chordata; Actinopteri; Cypriniformes; Nemacheilidae. Gene Ontology annotation, cellular component: mitochondrion; cytoplasm. Gene Ontology annotation, biological process: iron-sulfur cluster assembly.
CCCUGUUAAAUCCAAUUUACGGCCAAAUGGGAUGCGCACUCCGGAGCAGAAGGUGGCAGUAUUGCACCAAGACAAUGGAUGCCAACUGACGUAAAACAAAAAGAAGGAGAACAACACGUCCACUGUUUGUUUGGUGUUAUUCUCAACCAACAAGAGAUGUGGAAGUAAUCUCAACAUGUCAGCCUCCAUAGCACGAGCGACAGUAAGGGCGGUUAGCAAACGGACUAUUUUGCCAACAAGAGCCGCUUUAACGCUGACGCCUUCAGCUGUGAGUAAAGUCAAACAACUUUUACAGGAUAAGCCAGAAUAUAUGGGCCUCAAGGUCGGUGUUCGAACCAGAGGAUGCAAUGGCCUCACCUACACUCUUGACUACACCAAAGAGAAAGACAAAUCAGAUGAGGAGGUAUUGCAAGAUGGUGUAAGAGUUUUUAUUGAGAAGAAGGCACAGUUGACAUUGCUGGGCACAGAGAUGGACUUUGUUGAAACUAAACUUUCCAGCGAGUUUGUCUUCAACAAUCCCAACAUUAAAGGAACAUGUGGUUGUGGUGAAAGCUUUAACAUAUGAACCUCUGCCCUGAAAUAAGAGAUCUACACUAGCAGAAUAAGGAUCUAAUUUCAGAGAUCCUGUGAAUUUGUGGGUAAAGCACAGAGAUUUAAAGAAAGUGGUUAAUGUUUUGUGGAGCAUUUUGGCAUUACCUCCAGCUAAAUCAGCAUGGCUUAGAUAUUCUAUAUCUAAAACAAUAAAUAUUCUCUGUGAAUGUUUCUGAAUAAAACCGAAUUCUUAACUUACUCACUUUUGUGUCAUUUCAAAACCUGUAUGACUUUCUCUCCUCUUUUAAACACAAAAGAGGAUAUUUUGAGAAACGUCUCAGUGGCUAAGACCUACAGUGUCCAUACAGGGAAAACAAUGAAGGACAAUAUUGUUUGGUUACAUUUUCGAAGUAUCUUUAGUGUUCCACAGAAGAAAGGUCGUACAAGUUUGGAAUGACAUGAGGGUGAGUAAAUGAAAAGAAACUGGGGUGGUCUGUCCCUUUAACAGUCAACAUUUUAAGAUGUUAUUCACUAGAAGUGUCCCCUGAAAUACAAAUAUUUUUUUCCAAAUAAACUGGUAUGUCAUGUUUGCUUAUGGCACAUAGGAGUUGACAUUCAUAUGUGGUAAACCAGAUAAUGAGGCUUUUCCUGGAUGGCUGCUGAAAGUAGUAUUAUAUGUGUGUCCGUAUAACGCAAAGCUUCAUUUGCGCACCUUUAAUGAAUUGUGAAACAGUGUUGUUUAGUAAUAAUCUAAGUAAAAUGUAGAUUAAAACGUAAGAAAGAUUUAAAUUUCCUAUCAGAUAGUAAGUUAUAAUCUGCUCUCUAACAUGUAAGUUGAUGUUGUGUUGUAUGACUGUGUACAUAAUGCAAAUCAUUUUAACUCUUUUCUCUUAACAAACAAAUAAACUUCAAGCAUAAAUGUCUAGAGUUCUUAAUUAAAGGUCAAUAUCCAUUCACUGUUAGCCCAUUUAUUUUUAUUUUGUAUUAGCAAAAUGCAGAAAGCUGCCAACUAAAAUCUUUAUUCAGUAUCAAAGGAACAAUACUUGAUCAUUAAAUACAUUAAAUGUUAAUAGACUGAGAAAAUAUCUAACAAUACAAAUUGAUCUUUUUGUAUGGAUCUAUUUACCUAUGGUAAACAGUACUAUAAAUUAUAGAUUAGAAAUAACCGUGGACAGACGACAUUCUGUGUAA